AUUUUUUUAAUUAAAUUGUGUUUCGCCCUAUGCAACCGAUGCCCUUGAUAUUUAGUUGUUUCUAUGUUAUCGCGCUUCUCCCCACAGCAGGUAACACCGUGGAUGUUUUUGAAGAUUCGUAAGUAGAUGGGAGUAACUCCAUUCAGUCCAGUAUUACCAAGCUAAGAACAUAUGUUCGGUAUCCCGUUGUAAUAACGGUUCCACGCUUAGCAUUUAUGAACGACAUUUGCACGAAUCAAACAACGAUCAUUAUGCUAUUGUUAGGAUUUCUCAAUGGAUGGCGCUAAGACCCCCGCAUUACGAUCGAAUAUGUAUUAUACCACGUUAAACCUUAAUGUUGGCUUCUAUUUAAUAAGACACGAGAACAGAAGCGGGAUAAGUUUAACCUUAUAUUGCAAGACUCCUGAUUUCAAACCUUUGUACCUUAGCGUGUUUGGCCAAAUGCAGGUUAUCGUGGGCAGCGCCAACGAAGUAUGAGCAAAGAUUCACCGAAUAUACUAUAUACGUGAUGUAUAACUUUCUAGUUUUCAGGAAACCUAUUAUUUUGAGAAUCCCGGUUGACAAUAUAUCCAUGUGCAUGGAGUCAUUUUUGUACAUAGUUUAUAGCUGAAAUGUAUUAAGUACGCUUUUCAAAACUCCAGUUAAGCUUGAAUUAAAAUGUUUUACCGUUUGAAAUAUGUUAACCCCCACUAAGCUAUAGACGAAAAUAUAGAAGAUCGUUUUCUCGUAUGCCACUGUACGAUCUUGAGGACGGAAGAAAGGGUUGGCCUUCGUGAUGACGCAGAAAGUUAUUUGCAUCAAACGCCGAAAAAUGGCGAAAUAAUAACAUCAAGAACGAUAAGACGCAUAGAACUGAAGAUCCAGGUUUUGCCAUUUGACGCGGCGAAACUAUGGGGAACACAAGCAGCGAGCGAGCGGGCGUCGGCCAAGGGGACAAAGCUCACCGACGGGACAGUCGCGGGGCCAAGGAGGGCGAGUGUCCCAAAAUCCUUAUGGACAGCCCUGAGGACGCGGACAUUUUUCACGGAGAGGAUAUUAAGGCUCCAGCUGAGAAGGAGUUUCUGACUUGGCAACCCGAUCUGGAACAUGAUGAUAGCGGCAUCCAGGACCGGCCCACCGUGUUCCGAUGGACCGGGGCUGGCAAAGACGUCUUUGUGUCUGGAUCAUUCAACAGCUGGGCCACUAAGAUACCUCUGAUCCGGAGCCAGAACAACUUUGUGGCCAUAGUUGGCCUCCCAGAAGGUGAACACCAGUACAAGUUCUUCGUUGAUGGUCAGUGGACCCACGACCCCGCAGAGCCGGUGGUAACCAGCCAACUCGGCACAGUCAACAAUGUCAUCCAGGUGAGGAAGACGGACUUUGAGGUCUUUGAUGCACUCAUGGUCGACUCACAGAAAUCCUCGGACAUGUCAGACUUGUCCAGCUCACCACCUGGUCCGUACCACCAGGACCCCUACAUGCCUAAACAGGAAGAGGGCGCCAAGUCCCCGCCCAUCCUACCGCCACACCUUCUGCAAGUUAUCCUUAACAAGGACACAGGCAUUUCUUGUGAUCCUGCCCUGCUUCCGGAGCCCAACCACGUCAUGCUGAAUCACCUGUACGCCCUCUCGAUCAAGGACGGCGUAAUGGUGCUGAGUGCCACUCACCGGUACAAAAAGAAGUACGUCACCACUCUUCUGUACAAGCCCAUAUGAACGCUGGACACUGAGACGUCUGUCGAUUCUCGUCCUGCUUUGCCUCUGCUGUUUUCAAUCACAAGCACUGCCGUGACAUCUUUUCAUUUUCAGUCAUCCUCAGACAAGUGUAGCCAAGGAGCGUGAAGAAGAUUUCCCAGAAUGCUUUGCCUCAAAAUUGCACGGUGACAAGCUUGCUCCUGCUUCCCUAGUGGAUAAGGGAAGGUUCAGCGUUUCUAGAUAACGGGCCUCAAUUCACCAACCGUUCUUAAGAAGUAGUUUCUUCUUAAAACCCACUCACAGUAAGCAGUUUUAAUGAAGAUUUUGACAUUCAAUGUUUUAUUUGGGAUUUGUACUUAGGUAAGAACAGAACCAAUGCACAAUCGACGGCACAUUCAUGCACAUUUGAUUGCUGACAAGUUUGUUCAAAAUAAUAGCUUAUUGCGUUUUCUUCAAUCCUGCAGUUGUAUAAUAUUAUAGGAUUAAAAUUCCAACAAUAUUUUUAUUAUUUAUACAAUUAAAAAAUAAUUUAAUUACAGUUUUACUAAUGAAUAUUUUAAUAAUUAUUUAUUACUAAUAAUUUUUUUUAGCAAUUAAAUUAUUGAAACAAGUAAUAGUAUCCUAUGCAUUUUCUUCGUCAUUGCAUAUCCACCCUGCCAAACAUGACGGCUCGUUUGCCGUUCACAUCCUUCAGCAGGACCUCCACUUCAGAACCGCCGAAGUUAUUCUUACAUUUGCAGUCCGGUGCUCCACCGGGGGCCUGGCGGGGACGUUUACCUAUGCUAAUUAGGACCACCACACACAUGCUUUCAAUUUACGAGGGUAGUGGGACACGUUUGCUAAGGGAUCUGUGGUUUAAGGACAUGUCGCGAAUCAGAUGUAGGCUUUCUUAGAACCUUCUUGGGAUCUUUCUCAAGAACAAAAUCUUAGGAUGAAAUUGUUGAACGAGGCCCACUGUUUGUAGAACUCGCACGAACUAUUGAAAUGCGACUUUUUUGGUACAAACAGUGUUUUUCUUCUCUCUCUCACUAAGCAUCUUCAACCAAGUCACAUGCCUGCAUAUCUAAUGAGUCUCUGUCAUCCACAUGUACUUGUUCCAACCGGAAAAUCGUUUACAGACAUAAUACUCUAACAUUCUGUUUAUAUCGAAAGUAGUAUACAUUUUUGAUUUGUUUCUUACAAUUAGAGUUUGCUGCUGAAAUAGUGUAAGGGGCUGCCAGGAGAAAUGAGGGACCGAUGGCUGGGAAACUGAACUGAAUGGCUAUGGUUCAGGGGAACCGGGCCGGGCUCCUCCGGGCCCUCUCAAUAUGCGAUUGAGGGAUCUGCCCAUUUCCUUGAUCACUUCCUGCCGAGGUUAUCGCCACCUGUAGAGAUUGGGGAUUGGAUGUAUCUGUGCCCAGUUUCUAACAUAAUAAAGGAUGUGAUUCUGUGACCA
This is a messenger RNA of Brienomyrus brachyistius, 3108 nucleotides long. RefSeq names its product 5'-AMP-activated protein kinase subunit beta-1-like. Lineage: Eukaryota; Metazoa; Chordata; Actinopteri; Osteoglossiformes; Mormyridae. Gene Ontology annotation, biological process: signal transduction. Gene Ontology annotation, cellular component: cytoplasm; nucleus; nucleotide-activated protein kinase complex. Gene Ontology annotation, molecular function: protein kinase binding. The coding region runs from base 891 to 1694 and encodes 267 amino acids. The record is from RefSeq and is a predicted model, not a curated record. The transcript has 8 exons.